Molecule: messenger RNA, 579 nt
Organism: Eruca vesicaria subsp. sativa (arugula)
Lineage: Eukaryota; Viridiplantae; Streptophyta; Magnoliopsida; Brassicales; Brassicaceae
Source: the annotation of a GenBank genome assembly
CUUUGAUCCUAUUUUUGCUGUUUGAGAUGGCAAAUAGAUUCUCAGCUCAGCUGUUCGUAAGCAGGUUAUCUGCUUACACCACAGAACGAUCUCUGAGGCAACUCUUCUCUUCUUUCGGCCAAAUCAAACAAGCUCGGCUGAUCAGGGAUCCAGAAACGCAGAGACCAAAAGGGUUUGGUUUUGUUACAUUCGAAUCUGAGGAUGAUGCCCAAAAGGCGUUAAAAAGGUUGGAUGGGAAGAUUGUAGAUGGUAGACUAAUAUUUGUUGAAGUUGCCAAGAACAUGGAGGAAGUGACAACCAAUAUGAACAGUAAGAAAGCGGAGGACCAUGUGUAAUUCUGCAUUGAAACGUUAACCGUGUAGACUUCGUUACAUAAUUUAGCUGAGAUCAUCAGCUCCACAAUGAAACACAUGCAUUUUGUGAGAAUUGCUUCAGCCUUCUUUGUAAAACCGUGCGUUUUCAUUUUUUUAAUCAAUCUGGCCUAUGAAGAUUGGGCCUUGUAGAACUAAUGGGCUGUAAACUUUAAAAGUGGUGAGGCUUAAGAAUGCAAAGUUAGGGUUGAUGUUUUUUAAACGCCAC